This is a messenger RNA of Stegodyphus dumicola, 811 nucleotides long. It is a transcript of the gene Epac, whose product is annotated as Exchange protein directly activated by cAMP. Gene Ontology annotation, cellular component: plasma membrane. Gene Ontology annotation, biological process: Ras protein signal transduction. The record is from RefSeq and is a predicted model, not a curated record. Gene Ontology annotation, molecular function: guanyl-nucleotide exchange factor activity. NCBI's taxonomy places the organism in Eukaryota, Metazoa, Arthropoda, Arachnida, Araneae, Eresidae.
UAGUCUCCUCUGACAGCCAUAUAGGCCGCUCAGCGUGACGGUGCAUUGGAUAAGAAACAGUUGAGGAAUCCCUGUGACAAUCGAACCCACUGCUGCAGCAAAGCAAUUUUCAACUUCAGGAUUGUUCUCGGAGAAGGAUGGCGGGAUGAAAUUGCUUUCCCAAGAGCGUCCCAGAUGUGUUCUAUAGGGCUAAGAAUAUGUUCACGUAGCUGAAGGUACCAUUUCCUCGACUGCGUUCGCAACACGAAACACAUGACGAAAAUACAACUUUCUAUGGGGCAAAAAGAACUGCAAAUGGAAUUCUGGCUAACGUGACGCCGAAAGUUGGAUGAGAUAUUCCAGUAUCUCCAUCUGGCGGGGGGAAAAUGAGUCAUAACAUGUCUAAUGGUUUAAAAUUAUGGUAGCAGAAUGGACACACAUCAUGGACAAAAGACCUUCAGAUCGGACCGAAGAAGAUUUGGAGAUGAUCUACAACCGGCUUCGUGGCAUCGAAGCUUUCGAGAAGUACCAUCCUACCCUUCUCCACCAAAUGUGCUAUUUCGGUUACUACGAAGACCUGGACAAAGGAGUCACAUUGUUUCGGCAAGGUGAUAAAGGCACGAAUUGGUACGCAGUACUAGCGGGAUCACUUGAUGUUCAAGUCGUCCAGAAUUCGGCGGUACCUGACACGGUGACGUUAUGUACGCUGGGCAUUGGCACAGCUUUUGGAGAGUCCAUAUUGGACAACAGCCCACAUAGUGCGACGGUUGUCACUAAUGAACACUGUGAACUCCUUCGAAUAGAGCAGAGAGACUUUAAAGCGAUAUGGGAA